This is a messenger RNA of Nanorana parkeri, 1389 nucleotides long. It is a transcript of the gene TMEM87B, whose product is annotated as transmembrane protein 87B. Gene Ontology annotation, cellular component: membrane; Golgi apparatus. Bases 1 to 1146 code for a protein of 381 amino acids. NCBI's taxonomy places the organism in Eukaryota, Metazoa, Chordata, Amphibia, Anura, Dicroglossidae. The transcript has 14 exons. Gene Ontology annotation, biological process: retrograde transport, endosome to Golgi. The record is from RefSeq and is a predicted model, not a curated record.
AUGUCUUGCAGGUAUCAGAUACAUUUCUCGAUAUGCAGAGACUUUGUUGACGUUUAUGUUGCUCACACGCAGCAAGACGGGCCUUUUAUUUUUGUGGUUUCUCUAAAACCAGCUGAGAAAGAUGCAGAAUGGAGUUUAACAGUUUAUACCUCAAUGGAAAGUCCUUACGGGUACAUUUCUGCUUCAGAGUGGCCAUUAAUGAUUUUUUACAUGGUAAUGUGCAUAAUGUACAUAGUUUUUGGAUUCAUGUGGUUCGUUUGGUCUGCUUGUUAUUGGAAAGAUUUGCUACGGAUACAGUUUUGGAUUGCUGCUGUCAUUUUCUUGGGAAUGCUAGAAAAAGCGGUAUUCUACGCUGAAUAUCAAAAUAUAAACAGCACGGGAGUGACAUCACCUGGUCUCUUGGUAUUUGCAGAGCUGGUUUCUUCCAUCAAACCACGCUUGGGAUCGGUGAUGCAUCGUGUAGUUGGAAUGGGUGUCCUCUAUCUCAUAUUUGCCACAGUUGAAGGAGUGAUGCGCGUUAUUGGGACAAAGGAUUCUGACUUGAUUUUACUGGCCAGUAUCCCACUAGCUCUUCUUGACUCCGCAUUGUGCUGGUGGAUAUUUGUAAGCUUGGCUCAAACAAUGAAGACACUGAAGUUAAGAAAGAACACGGUGAAAUACUCACUAUACAGACACUUUACAAAUACAUUAAUUUUCGCCAUAUUAGCAUCUGUAAUAUUUAUGGCAUGGACAACUAAAAAGUUCAGACUGACACCAUGUCCAUCUGACUGGAUGGAGCUCUGGGUGGACGAUGCUUUUUGGAGAUUCCUGUUUUCUGUGGUCUUACUCGUUAUAAUGUUUUUAUGGGGGCCGUCUUCAAACAACCAAAGGUAUGCAUUUACCCCUCUUAUGGAUGAUUCGGACGAUGAAGUAGAAGAAUUCCUUGUUACAGAUCAUUUAGGUAAUCUCUCAGAAGGUAUGAAGUUAAGGGGAACAAAGUCAGAGCCUAACGGAACAGCUAAGUCUGCUGCUGCCAAUACCGAUGAAGACUUAAAGUGGGUGGAAGACAAUAUCCCAAAUUCAUUUGCUGACGUGGCUCUUCCAGUAUUAUUGGACUCUGAUGAGGAGAUCAUGAUGACCAAAUACGAAAUGUCGAAGAUUGAGUGAUGUCUACAGAGAUUGCUCCUUGUCAAUGAACUGUGAAUUGCUUCACCAAGAGGCCAGGAUUUGGUACUGGCUACUUCAGUGUUGGAGACUUCUGAUAAUAAUUCAGUAUAUGGCGUGUUUGUACUAUCCAAUCUUAAACAGAUCUUCCUUCUUUUUACAUAUGACUGUAAACAUGUCAUGAAGGGAUUAUUUUACAGCAGAGUCAAAGUAAAGACUUUAACGUCAAUGCAAAUUUAAAUUUUU